Messenger RNA from Penicilliopsis zonata CBS 506.65, 969 nucleotides. RefSeq lists its product as hypothetical. The record is from RefSeq and is a predicted model, not a curated record. The transcript has 5 exons. Gene Ontology annotation, biological process: lipid catabolic process. Lineage: Eukaryota; Fungi; Ascomycota; Eurotiomycetes; Eurotiales; Aspergillaceae. The coding region runs from base 1 to 969 and encodes 322 amino acids.
AUGCUUCUGUUUCAGGUUCUGGCAUCAACCUUUGCUGGUGCAGCGCUUGCAGCCCCUUGGUCGCUAGAGAAGCAGGCUGUCUCCUCGGAGGUCCUGGGUAGAUUGACGUUGUUUGCAGAAUACUCUGCCGCCGCAUACUGCACGUCCAAUCUCAACUCCUCCGGUACCAGAGUUUCUUGUGCAGCUGGCAAUUGCCCGGCCGUGGAGUCUGCUUCAACGACCACUCUAGACGAGUUCGACGAGGUCUUGUCCUUUGGAGACGUGGCUGGGUUCACAGCGGUCGAUUCGACGAACAAGGUCAUCGUCGUUUCGUUCCGGGGCUCUCGAACCCUCUCCACAUGGCUGGCAGACCUCGUUUUCGACCAGGUGAACGCCAGCAGCAUCUGCGUCGGUUGCGAAGUCCACAGUGGGUUCUGGGGGUCGUGGCAGACCGUCGCGAGCGAUGUGACUGCACAGGUAGAGUCGGCCGUGGCUCGAUACCCUGGCUUUUCGGUCGUUUUCACCGGCCACAGCUUCGGGGCUGCAGUGGCAACCCUGGGCGCGGCUGUUCUGCGUCACUCCGGACACAAGAUUGAGCUGUACACCUACGGGUGUCCACGCGUCGGAAAUAAGGCUCUGGCGACCUUCAUCACAGCCCAGAGCCCCAACUACCGUGUCACGCACACAAACGACGUAGUUCCCAAAGUACCGCCUCGUCUAUUCGGGUUCAGCCAUCCCAGUCCCGAGUAUUGGAUCAGGAGCGGCGACUCUGCUGCGGUCUCUGCCUCCGAUAUCAGUGUUGUCGAGGGCAUUGAUUCUACCGCUGGGAACACCGGCGCUGCUGGGGCCAGUGCAGAUGCCCAUGCUUGGUAUAUAGUGAAUAUUGAUAAGUGCUCCUCUACACCAACCUCCGUCUCGCGCUUCUGCUACGCAUCCUCGGAGACAAUAAUACGGCUGCACUGUCUGGCCCCUCUCGGCGUGCGGACAUGA